Molecule: messenger RNA, 10726 nt
Organism: Amoebophrya sp. A120
Lineage: Eukaryota; Dinophyceae; Syndiniales; Amoebophryaceae
Source: the annotation of a GenBank genome assembly
AGUACCAGUCACGAGUGAUCAGAUCUUUUCCAAUUGCUCUUUUCGCGGCCUCUGUUUUGAUUGAAAGCCAAGGAUGAGAUGCCCUUCGUUUUUUUUCGUAGCUCCACUCGUCAAUGUCCUGCCUCUCGUCAAUGUGCAGGCCGGCGUUCUUGCCGCUCCCCCGGUGCAGCCGUUCCGCAUGCUGGGAAGUACGUGGCAGGUCCACGACAACACGGAUCAAGAAGAGCAAGAACUACAACUUACCCGAAACAAGCUUCUCGAGAAUUAUGAUCUCGCCAAAGAAGACGAUACCAGCAUCAGUGGGACCACUUUGAAAAAGCCAGAGCCAGACGAAAGCAGGGAUUCCCACCCGCUAUCCGCAGAACAAGAGCUGCUGCAACUCCGGCUAGAGUGGAUCCGGCAAUGGAGCACGAAGACCGCCCCGGGCUACCUGCGGCGCGCGCUGGACCAGCUGGCGGAAGCGCUGGUGCUGUGGGGCCCCCAGGGCACGGAGCUGGGUAUCAAGGAGAAGGGGGUCCGGCGCGUGAACAAGGAGGUGGAGAAGCACGACCCGCCCGCGCUGCUGAUGGAGUGGCAAAACCAGGCCUUGGCCGCGUUAGAUCUGGACGUGAACAGUGCCGAAGUGUGGUUCCGCGUGGGGGAGCUGUUUUUGACGUCGGCUGAGAUCGUGUACUACGACCCCCUGAUCCGCGUCGAACUGGGCAUUGCGAUGCUGCGGAAAGGCUUCGAGCUGUACACGGAAAGGAUUCUACUUUCGAUAUUACAGUGAAAAGUGCCCCCCACGCCCAAAGUUGCAAAAAUUUGUGAUGCGAAGUUUCCUAAUCCAAAUGCAAACUUUUUGUCAUGCAUGAAAGGAGUAUGCAUCUUUCUGAUGCAGAGUCUAGGCGUGUAUCGCAUGGCUUGCAUGACAAGCGCCGCCAUCGCUGGGGUCUUUUGCAGUACAAAUUUCUGCUAUUCACGAUUGGAAACCUGUGACGCUGAUAGAUGCAAGAGGGCGAGUGUUUCACUUGGAAAGGUUUGCAAUGCAAACGCUCCCAAGUUCGGGGGUGGGGGCAUUUUUCAUUGUAAUAUUCGACCGAAAAUAUCAAAACUGGUAGCUUCGACGCGGAAGUAGAUGAAGAUUUUCUGAAGAACUGCGACCGGGAGAUGCACGUCGGGAAAAGCGGAAUUUCAUCCUCUUCUUUGUCGCAUCCGACGCAACAGGAAGACGCUGUGAACAACAACACCGAAGCUUCUCUGGCUGUUUUGAUGUCACAAUCCACCAGAAAAAACCCUUCCGUCGCUCUGUACGGCACGGAGGACGAGGAGAAGAUUUACGCCUUGCACGACAUGUAUGAAUUGUAAAAAUGUCUGGGUCUGGAAGAUUCUGAGAUUUGUCAUGCAUGUUUUGCAUGAUCCAGGAUGUCUGUAAUGCACGACCGCGCAUCACAGAUUUUGAGCGGGCUUCCUGAUGCCUACUCCGCAUGACAAACGCCCUCCCCGCGUAGCACAAACUAGACUCCUCUUGCUGGUCAUGCAAUACAGAUUUUUCUAGAGUCCAAAGUUAGCAUCACAAAUGCCAAUCUUCCAGACCCAGACACUUUUACAUUUGAUAACAUGGCUUUCGACCUGCCCGUCGACGUGUACGGACCGCACCUGCAGAAAAGCUACCCGGACAUCGUUGUGGGCAAGCAGCCGCCCUACUGCCAGAGCCUGCCGGCCUUCGAGACGGAGGCCCCCGACAAGAGCGCGUGGACGGAGCAGCCGCGACGGCAGGGGGUGAUCUUCCAGGGGAGACUGGCGGACUUGAGGCCGGGCGAGAUCUACAAGCACCCGCUGAAAAAGUGGUACGGCAUCAACAGUCUGCAGAGCCUGACCUGGCCCCUGUCCCAGCAGGGCCGGUUUUACUCCUCCAUGGAAAAGGUGCUCGCGAACGCGCGGAACGACGACCAAAAUCUGGAGGCCAACGCGACAAACCAAGAAAUCGCGAUGCACGUGCUGACGCAGAACGUGGCCCGCGUGGAGUGCAAUCUGCACGUGCUGGCGCACUCGUUCAUGACCGCACUCGGACCCGGCCGCGCGGUGUGGUGGCUCAAGUGGGCAUUCACGCAGGUGGCGAAACGGUUUGAGGAAGAGAAAACGAAGGAGAAGAAGGAACCCUCAGUUGCUGAAAGACCAGCUAACGAUGGAGUUCGUAGCAACAUGAAAAUAUUAAAAUGUGAAGAAUUGACGCGGCAGCGGGAUUUGCUUGCGCUGCCGCGACUCCGAAAAGCGAAGAAUAAGAACGUAGAUGUCGAGCUGUCGGAUUUUCUCUUCCUGUCCGAUAACGCUGCAAGAAGUGAUGAAAAAGCGCAUGUGAUGAACGACGAAAAGAAGGAUGAAAAUGUGAAACCUAAAAGUUCCAAGAACAUGAUCAACGAGCAGGAGGUAAAGGAGUCUUCCUCUUCUGAAGCGAAAAUAAAUGCGAAGGUCCUGAAAAAAGAAGAAAAUGGCGACAUUGCCGCCAGCGCAGGUCCUCAUGCAGCGGUUCAUAGCCCAUCUUCAACAGCUCCACUCCCAUCUUCCGCUGACAAGGCAAGUAGCAAAAAACCGGUGCACCAGAAGAAAAAGCUUCGGAUUUCGCAGGUGUUUCCGACGAAAAUAGCGGUGCAAAAUUUGCUCGCCCAGGGUUUUUUCUCGGAAGAAACGAUUGAUGACCUCGCGGACACUGCUGUAGCGAAGUACAAGAAAGCGAGAAAGCAGGUCCAGAAGAAGCAACAGGCGAAAGAGGACGCUAAAGCUGCGAAAGGUGAUUCCUCCAAAAAGAAGAAGAAGACAAAUAAAGACAGUGAUGUUGAACAAGAUAUCAAAUCUACUCCACCCGCUGCAGCCCCGUCGACACUUUUGGUGACACAGAAGUUCUGGCAGGCGCAGCAAAACAAUCCGCGGUUUUUUUCCGGCAAGGCGGAGGGAAAGAAGUGGAAGUCCAUGUACCAGGGCCCCCGCAGCCGCGUCUUUACCCAGCUGCUCGCCUAUAUGGAUGUGUCAGGUUUGAAAUCGUCAAAGUUGAAAUAGUUUGCAAUGCGUAAAAUCUAUACCAGUUGGACCCAGCACAGUUUCCAAUCGGCGCAUGACAAAUUUUCCUGGCCUCUGAAGGAAGUCUGUCAUGCUGUUUAGAGCAAGAUGGCUCCUCCCUGUCAUGCUAGUCAGCAACCCAAUUCCUCACCCUUACCAGUACUAGAAUCAGCCUCCCUUGCGUCCUCUGCAAUAGAGUCAGUCUCUGUGUCGCAUUUUGUGCAUUACAAAUCAUUUCAACUUUGUCGAUUUCAAACCUGACGCUUCCAUAGCCUACGUCGAGGCCGUCGCGAUUCAGGUUGCGGACCAGGUCUUGGGCAUGGACGUCGAAAUAUGAAUUGCAAAUAUGUCUGGGUCUGGAAACUUGUAGUGCUAAAAGCGAAUGAUAGACGCACUGCAAAACGCAGCUAUGCAAGACAAAUUUUUUGGCUGCCGAAUGUUACGUAUUCCGCAUGGCAAGCUGCGUUUUUGUAUAUCAGGUAAGGGGGACUUUUCGUGCCUAUGCAACACAGAUUCUCAAGUCAUGCCAGACAAGCAUGACGAACUAGCAUUCUUCCAGACCCAGACAUAUUUGCAGUUGAUACGAAACGGUGCUGAACAAAAAGGCAAGCCUGUUUCGGGCGGAAAAAUUUGGGCUGGUUCCCGAGGCGGAGUCGAGCAGUAGCGGGACGACGAACAUCAUGGCCGACACGUCGAAUAUAUGCAUUGCAAAAGCAUCGUACUAGUAUAAAUUGCAAGUUGUGCCCGCCGCUCACAGUAGAAGUGAUUGAAAAGCGUAAGAAUGAAGCAGCGCUGAAGGCAAUCAAAAAGAAGAAGCUCACGGCCGAGCCGAUACCCGGGGAAGCUACAGCUACGCAUGGAGAUGUAGUAAACUACUUCGCGGCCCAGUACAAGGGUAGACCGGACCAGGUGUACACGAAGAAUGGUUUUCUUGUACCGGACGAAAGCGAGUGGAAGGAAAAGGCCUGCAAGGACGCUAGGGACCGCUCGCACGCUAAAGCAGAGGCGGGCGACUUUUGGGAGCUGACGCGAACGGAGUUUGCGGCGGCUAUACGAAAACUGGAAUGCAACAAGAGCCCAGGGAGGGACGGGGUCACGCACGAGUUGGUGAAAGCAUUGACGGGAACAGGGUGGGAGUGUCUCUACAGGUGUUAUUAUGUUUUAAUCAAAUACAACGAAUUCCCUAAAAUAGGGAGGGAGAUUAUCCUUGCCCCGGUCGGGAAAACCGAAGGGCAACCCUACACGGAGAGCCUGUUCCGGCCAGUUUCCCUGUUAUCAGUUUAUGCGAAGGUGUGGGAGGUGAUACAGGACCGAAGGCUCUGCCUUUGGCUGGAGGGAUAUCAGUGGAAUGGGGCUAAACGGAUUGAAAAUGCAAAACCACAACUACCCCUCUUCUCGCUUGCAUACAGAAAGAACUUCUGCAAAGAAUUUGGCGCAAUUUCGAUACUUGAGUAUUUAUUUUCACCGGAAGGAAUGAAUACAAAAGGCAUGAGGAAGUUCUUACUUUUGAACGACAAUGAGGCAGGUUUUGAUGUUGUCUCACAUCAAAAACUGCUGGAGACUAUGCAUGAGUUAGGGGUCCCGGAAGAUCUAGCUGCUGCCACUGUGCAGUGGCUUAGUUUUAGAACCGUCAGAAUCAAGACCGGGGACAGAUACUGGCAUCUGUCCCCGGGUAUGCCACAAGGCAGCCCCUUCUCGGGGGGCUGCUUCAAUAUCCACAAUACCCCGCUGGUAAAGAAGACGGCAGUGCUAAAUGAAGACGGAAGUCAAGCACAGUACUCCGAUGAUAAUAGCCAGUGUGGGAUAGGGGACAUGGAAGAAGUGACAAAGCUAAAAAAGGACCUGGUGCGUACGGGGAGGGAGAAACUUAUCUUUUUCGAGGAAACUAAGUCCGAAGCGGUUUUUUAUGAUGUAGGGGUGGACAAAAAGGUAGAAGUCAAUGACGCAAGCAGAUCCCUUGGCUUUUUCUAUGAUGGGACUUGGCACUUUUCCUCGCACUAUGAAAUAAUGAGGAAAAAGAUGACACAAGAAAACUCAAGCGUAGCCCGCCUCAAAAACUUACGCCUGACAGCGCGAAUAGAUGUCUAUGUCUCACUAAUAUAUAGCGCGAUAUUGUCGAACAGCGUGCCUUUUUUUCAGUAUUUCAAGAAGCAGAACAAGUUGCAACGAAAAAAAGACACCUCGAAAUAUUUGAAGGGCCAUGCAAUGCUGCCGAAGCAGACACCAAGUACGAUUUUGCAUCAUUGUGCAGGCAUACCAGAUAUCCACUCGCUCUUUGUAGUAGAGAACUUGAUGCUCUACUACAAAGGUGCGCAGCUGGAUCUCUGGCCACUAGAAAAAGCGCCCUGCGAGGAUGUAAAGAAAGUUUUUGAAAAAGAAGAUGACAGCGACCCAGUAAAGUUCUUGCUAGGCAUGGAUGGGAAGCAUGUCGCGUGGACAGAUACGACUAGGCAUAUGUCGAAGAAGAAUUUUGCAGAUGUUCAUAGUCAUUUUAGCACAAACCGGCUCUACAUAGGAAAGAUCUUCUGGAGGGGGGUGAACCUAGAUGCCAGGCCGAUGGACAGGAUAGGGGAGGACAUGGGCUUGGGACAACUUUCCGGGCUGAAGGGCGAGGAGUUAGGGAAAGCGAGAAGAGUAGUCGCGAAAGCACAUAAUGCACUGGUGCGGGGGCUUCUAAGGAAGUCGCAGGGGAAUCUGGUAUCAGCUACGGAUGGACUAGUGGAUAAGGAUCGCAAUCUGGGCGUGGGGGCGGGGGCGAGUUGGUGGUGGGAGCCCGUUGGGGACGGAGGCACGGGUGAACUACAAACGGAAGCAGCCAGGAGAAGGCAGCUUUCCGGACCCAGUUUGGAUAUCUGGGGCAUAUAUCUGCGCACCAUUAGAAGAUGUGCAAACAGAUUCCUUUGAUGCGGAGUGCAUUGGUCUGAUACAGCAACUAAAAGAAAUAGAGCAGAAGAUUAGGACUAGCCCACACAUCAAGCACAUGCUUCGGCGUUUUUACUUUUUCCUGGACAGCAACAGCAUAGUGCAGGCACUGGAGUGCUUUAACGAUAGCAGCAACGAGAUGAUCCACUGCAUAAUGAAGCACAUGGAGCAAAUACAAGCCGCCUGCAUAGGGGAGAAACCGAACGAAGAGGAAGAGGUAUGGUUUCACUUCAGGUGGACACCGGGGCACUGCGGCCAAAUAGCCAACGACUGCGCGGAUCACCUCACGAACAUCUACAAGGAGAUGUGGGGUGAUGGGGUGCAGGACUACAGCGAUGAAGCAGAGCGGCCGAUCUAUAAAAAGAUGAUUACGGCGCCUAUUCUGCGGCGCCUACUUUUGAAAAGAAUAUUGGCUGAAAAUCUCGAAAAGAGCUCCUCUGCCUCGGAGUACUUGCGCGAGCGCGCGAAGUCUCUGGGGGGGUUCAGACCGCCCGUAGGGGUCUUUCCCAACCGGGGGUCGGAACUGCUCUACUUUUGGAUUUGGUUGGGGAUCGCGCCUCAGCCUCAUCUUGGCUGUGGCGAGAUUCUUUUUGUCGAUGGAAAAAUGCAACAAAAACGCAGCAAAUGCCUGAAGGCCCACCAGUGUGGUGUUGAUCAUAUUCUCUUUGAGUGUCCGGAGGUAAAAAAGCCGCGCGUGCGCCACUUUGGUUUUGAGAGCUGCCCGCCUACUAUAGGCCGGGAGCUUUUGAGAAACCCGAGGAGGGUGUUGGGGUUUGUCGUAGAUGAAGAAGCAAAGCUAACCCAUGACUUCUUUCGAGAAAGGGUGGGGAACUGCAUUGAAAAAAUAGGAUCUACAAUUGAAAAGGCAGCAAAGCAACAUGAGAAACUACCAAACUCAUAUGAGAAAAUGGAUGCAAUGGCAGGCAGUUUUGUUUUUACAGAUAAGAUUCCAGCGAAAUAUCUCACCAGGAGAAGAUGAUAAGCAGUGGCAGAUAGUAUGAAUUGAAAAAAAUGAAAAACUUCAAAAAAUCUAAACUACAGGAGCGCAUUCAUCACAAGUGAAAAAACAAACAACUCGAGAAAUGCUUGCAACAAAAAGAAAAACGAAAUCAACAACCACGAGUGGGGCUGAGAACGAAGACGGAAUAGGUCAAGAUGAAUGAAGAUACCAGGUAUAGUAAUUUUGCGGCUCAACAUAGGAGAAUGUCUCAAGUUUGGAUGUGUUUGUGUAGACAUAUUGCAGCGGAAUUCUUAAAGACUGUAAUGCGGGGGUAGCAGUAAAGAGCGUAGUUGUUGGCGCUGCGGGUAGAGGAUUUCUGCCUAAAAGAAUGUACUGCGAGAUCGUGAUACCUCGGCCGGGGGAGCAGGCCUAGGUGUUGAGAGGGUUGCGUCCUGUUGGUCUUCGCUGUUUUGCUUCGUCCUCUGGCGCCAUACUGACUGCGCCCUCUUACUCGUCGACUGGGCAUGGUCUGGCAUCGCUGCGCGGGAUGCCAUACUGGUCGGGCUUAGUAGGAGUCGCCUCCGGCCUCUCUUCACCACAGCAUCGGGCUGAGGGUAGGAUGGUAUUAUUGUAGCGAGUACUACAGGCCUGCUUUUUGUUUUUAUUGUGCACUGUCGGCUUCUGUGAGCCUGAGCGCCACGAGGCAUUAGAUAUUAGCUACAGCGCAGCUCACGGACUGCUGGAGCCGGGAGAAGAGCUGUCCCUCUAAGUAGAUCCCUGUCUCUUUCUUUACUUAGCCGCCGGGCUGGGGCGGAGGCACGAGUUUAGCCCUGAGGCUAUUUUCUGUCUUACUGUUCCGGCGAGCCCUUGUAUUCGGGCAACACAGUGCACAGGGCAGGUCGAAAGAGCGCGCCCUAUGAAGAAGGUCACGCGCGAGAGUUGAUCUCGUUUUUAUACUUAUCAUCAAUUUGUAAUGCUGAUUUGUCACUUUUUCUAAAAAUAUGUCGACUUACACUUAUUUAUGAAGUAGCAAGGCAGUUAUUCAUAACAUGAAGAUGAAGCAAAAAGUAUAUUCAUAAUCACAAAAAAUUAAUCAAACAGGUCCCUGCCGCGCAUCCCGCGAUGACUUCAAAGAGGGAACCCCACUGCCAGAUCUUGGUGACUUUGCCGCUCGCUGCUGAAAAAUUAGAAUCUAUACUUGUACCAAACAGCGCCCUAGAAUAACCUUGUACAUAGUGCGUGGCUUUGUCGCCUAGUCCCCUGGAAGAAGAAAGAAAGUUGAAGUAAAGUAAGACAGGGACCUGGUACUUCAAAUUUUUUCGUCUAUCGUUCUCGCUUCAGCCUCGUUGCUCGUCGGAAUGAAAGGAAGUCGUUUGAAGUCGUAGCGGGUGAAACGAUGACCGCAGUCGUCAGAUGUAGUAUUGGAAAUGUUCGUAGACCACUUGGUGAGCGUCUCAACACAAAAAGCAACAGGAAAAACAGGGACCGCCCGCUUCAGGUGCGGAGAGCAGAAAAGUAGAGUAAUUAAUUUAUCAGAUAUUGACAUGGAGUAGAGCAUGAUAAAAGUAACAGAGUAAGCGAAGAAGAUAAAAGCGUAUGUGUGUGCGUGUGUAGGAAGUGUAGUAAGUGUAAGCUUUAGGCGCUAUUUCACAAAUGCAUUGCCUCGGCUUUUAGAUUGAUAUGUGCUUGCCUUACUAAGAAGCACACCGUCAUAGCUGCGUUAGGAAUUAUAGAAACAAAAAAUGAAAAUGAGGAUUGUUCAGCUCGUGAUGUCAUGUUGCGCGUUGCCUCUACGAGGCCUGCUUCGUAUGGUCAUGGUGUACAUUGCCGCGUCUACGUCUGGAGGAGAAAGAGGUUCUGUUACUGCUCAGGGGAGGCCUAAGCCUGGAGGAGGGAAGCAGAAGGGGCUUGCACAGAGAUCGAUUGCCAAGGACGCGACGGUGCCACCCCGCGAGGAUUCGCCGCGGAGAAUAUCAAAAAGGUAGGGCCAAUGGCCACGGGAACGCCGAGUAUACCCGCGCUCUUCUUCGUGAAACGCCCCCCGCUCUCAGCGUGUCGAUAACAAAAGAAAGAAAAAGAAAAAUCAAACAAAGCGCAAAAGAAAUUAAAAAAAAAUGAAAAGAAAAUGAUAAAGAGAAAAAGAACAACACAGGACAAGAAAAUAAUCAGCACAAGAUGACAAAAUAAAUCAAAAAAUCAAAAAAAAAUGAAAAGAAAAUCAAAAGAAAGAAAAGCAAGAACAGCGCAAAACCGACACGCUAGGAGCCUAGGAAAAAAAAAAAUUGCAUUACAAAUUUCCUUAACAUUACAAAUUAAGUUUGUAAUGCGGUUCUGCCUUAGGAAAAAGAUUUGUAAUGCAUAAAAGCAAUUAGUACGAGUACGAUACUUUUGCACAAGAUAGAAUACAAACCGCAGCCGGUCCACCGUGACGUCUUUGAACCAGUUGUCUCUGUUUCAACCCGAAAGAACAGAAAAUGAAGCACUAUGGAUUGCAAAAAUGUCUGGGUCUGGAAACAUUGAACUUGUGAUGCUAGUCCUACGUUGCUGUAAAAUCUGUAUUGCAUGACUAACAAAACGACACCUCCUUUGUUAUACAAAAGGGCAGUUUAUUCUCAUGCGGACUGCGCAUGAGAAAGUGUCCGGAAAACUUGUCAUGCUUGGCUUCAUUGGGAAGUAUUUCACUAAUGCACAUUUCAGCAUCACGAAUUUCCAGACCCAGACAUAUUUGCAGUUGAUAAGUACGCGGCAGGUCCGAUUUAGUCCAGGAGUUUAUGGAGUUCCAAGAACGGACGCUUUUCGACCCGAGACGGCGGCAGCCCUACAUUUCUUUUCACUGGACCCUGGUCGCGGAUAAAGAUGGGCAGCACCCGGUGCACACGCACCAUUCCGGCAUUGUCAGCUGUGCGGUUUACUUGAGAAGCGACGGAAUGGAGACGCCGUUGAUUUUUCUGGACCCGCGCGGAAAGAUAUCAGCGGGGAAAUAGCUUAGCAGAGCACGGUUCUUGUACGUAAGUAUACAAAGUCUGCGUAUAAAUGCGAUAGUUGAAGUAGAUGCACAUUAACACAGAAAGAGCGCAGUUGUAUCCAUAGGCGCAGUUGUAUCCAUAGGCGCAGUUGUAUCCAUAGACACAGUAAGCACUCACAAGCACGCGGAUGGUACAACUACUACAAGUUGUUGUGAUUGAAACAUGCGGUACUUCAUCGUCCUAGUCCUUGGAUGUGCAGUUGCUAUAGCUUUUUGCCACAGGACAGCCUGGCGUUUUCUUCGAUUACAAGGAGAACAACAAGAAAUCUCCGGCAGUGCCAUUCAACGCGGGCUGGCAGCCGAACGCGCCGUUCCACCAGCCGUAUUACGUUUUUCCGAAGAAGUAUGGGAGUGUCAGGAUCGAAAUCGACAGAGUCGAAAUGAUUUUUCAUGCAUAAAAUGCAACCGACAAAGUGCCUGUGUUGCAGAGUAGGCAAUUGAGACAGAUUGUAAGCCUGUUGAGGGGUGGAAGUGGAGCUGCUAAAGUAGCAUGACAAAAGUUGUCCUACCUUCCCAACCAGCAUGACAAACUGGAUUUCGGCUCUACAACCCAAUUUUGUCAUGCGCCACUUGGAAACUGGGUUACAAAUGGCAUCCAUUUUAUGCAUGGCAAAUCAUUUCAACUUUGUCGAUUUCGAUCCUGACAGUUCCAUAAGAGGGGGGACGUGGUCUGCUUUCCCUCGUGGCUCGUGCACCAGGUGCCGCCACACGGGAAGGAAACGGGCUACCGGGUGGGAAUCGCUUUUCUGCUGAUGGCGCCCAAUCGCAUUGACCACUGGUUUCACGGUGCGGCGGCCGUGGCAUGA